This is a messenger RNA of Nerophis ophidion (straightnose pipefish), 6303 nucleotides long. It is a transcript of the gene adgra2, whose product is annotated as adhesion G protein-coupled receptor A2. NCBI's taxonomy places the organism in Eukaryota, Metazoa, Chordata, Actinopteri, Syngnathiformes, Syngnathidae. Gene Ontology annotation, molecular function: protein binding; G protein-coupled receptor activity. Gene Ontology annotation, biological process: G protein-coupled receptor signaling pathway; central nervous system development; positive regulation of canonical Wnt signaling pathway. Bases 439 to 4530 code for a protein of 1363 amino acids. The transcript has 19 exons. The record is from RefSeq and is a predicted model, not a curated record. Gene Ontology annotation, cellular component: Wnt signalosome; plasma membrane.
CAGAAAGAAGUCCAACUAGAUUGAGACUUUUUACUCCGGCCGGCUCUCCUCCUCUUUACUUUUCUGCGCUCUUUCUUGCCUCAAUCUGGCUAAAGUCGCGCUGGAUGGAAAUGUGCAGGAUGGAAAAGCCAGUCUGAAGAAGGGCGAGCCAACUUUUCGGAUACGAGUUUUGCGCUUUUUCAUCCAGAUGUUCGUGCUGAGUCGUGACUCUCCUCAACCGCUGGAUUAAGUUUAGGACACUGCGAAGAGUUCCCCCGAGUGAUGCCUUUUUUUUUUUUUUUUGUAUUUUGCAUUAAGGGAAGGUGCGCCGUGACACAUCGGAAUUAAGACAAGCGAGAGAGAGCAACAAGUAUCUUCGAAGUGAGUGACUCCCUCCACCAACUUCAUGUUGGAGUUAUGGGUUGACCGGCGGCUGCGCUGACAUCCAGCCGGAGGACAAUGACUGCGCCCGGCCUCGGCAUCCCUCUGCUGCCGGGCCAAGUGCUGGUGCUGAUGCUGCUGCUGCUGGCCGCCUGCGGGCCGCGGCCGUCCCAGGCUUGUCGGGGUCUGCUCGGCUGCAGCUGCACGGAGGAGCGCUCUAAGGCGCACGGAGCUCAGGUCCUUGGGCGCAGGGUGAGCUGCAGCAAGGAGGAGCUGACAGAACCUCCCGAUGCCAGCCUGCUGCCCAACAGAACCGUCACUCUAGUGCUGAGCCACAACAAAAUCCGAGUCCUAAAGAAUGGCUCCUUCUUUGGACUUAACGCCCUGGAGAAACUGGAUCUCAAGCACAACUUAAUCAGCACCAUCAUGCCUGGAGCCUUCCAAGGACUCUCUGAGCUCAGGAAACUUGACCUCUCCAACAACCGCAUUGGCUGCUUGACUUCAAACAUGUUCCAGGGUUUGACUAAUCUCACUAAACUGAUCCUCUCCGGAAACAUCAUAUCAACUUUGGAUCCAGCCGUGUUUCAGGAGUUACCGUCUCUCAAGCUAGUGAACUUCAACUCAGACUACCUGUCAUGUGACUGUGGGCUGCGCUGGGUCCCGGGCUUCUUCCGCAGCAGCUCAGCCCGACUCGGGGAUGAAACCCUGUGUGCUUAUCCAAAAACGCUGAGAGGAAAACCCCUUCGUGGACUAAGAGAAAGCCAGCUGAGCUGUGACGGUCCCCUGGAGCUGCACACCCUGACACUGCUGCCCUCUCAGCGGCAGGUGGUCUUCAAAGGCGAUCGGCUGCCGUUCCACUGCACCUCCGCCCUGGUGGACAAAGUCACCUCUCUGCACUGGCGUCACAAUGGUCAGCUGGUGACCUCUGACCCCGACAUGGGCGUCCAGUUGGAGAGCAACGUCCUGCACGACUGCACCUUUAUUACCAGUGAGCUUAUUCUAUUCAACGUACAUGUGGAGGCCAGUGGAGAGUGGGAGUGUGUGGUUACCACUGGGAGGGGCAACUCGUCUCGCACUGUUGAAAUAGUGGUGCUGGAGAACAGCGCCUCCUUCUGCCCAGAGGAUAAAGUUGUCAACAACCGGGGCGAGUUCAGAUGGCCAAGAACUCUGGCAGGCAUCACCUCCCAUCAGUACUGCCUGCAGCUGCGUUACCCCUCCAUGUCUGUAGAGGGCGGCAUGGAGCAGAAGAAAGCCUCUCGGGUAUGCGACCGCUUUGGAGAGUGGCAGGAAGGCAACUACACCAACUGUCACUACACUAACGACAUCACCCGUGUCCUGCACACCUUCAUCCUGAGGCCCAUCAAUACAUCGAAUGCUGUCACUUUGGCCCACCAAGUGCGCACGUACACUCUGGAGGCGGCAGGCUUCACUGACUCAGUGGAUGUGCUCUAUGUAGCACAAAUGAUGGAGAAGUUUAUGGAAUAUGUCAGACAGCUGCAAGAGUUGCCAGAGGUGUUGGUCGAGAUGGGGAGUAACCUGAUGCAAGUGGAUGAUCAGAUCCUGGCUAUGUCCCAGCGAGAGAAAAGAGCCUGCAGCUCCAUUGUGGGCUCUUUGGAGUCUCUGGCUUGGCCUAAACUGCACAGCCAUGCUCAGGAUUUCUCUAUGGUGUCAAAGAACAUUGUGAUGGAAGCACAUUUAAUCCGACCUGCCCACUUUACUGGCCUAACCUGCACUGCAUAUGAACGCCGAGAGCUCUCAGCAGCCGUGGUGGGGAUGGAAAUACCGGAGCCCACUCAUGAGCAACAGCUUCGUUUUCGCUGCAGCACCGGCUCCCAUAACACAUCUCUGAAAAAUUUCCCCCUCAAGAAUUCAGUAGCUGUGGCGUCUGUGACUCUCCCUGCUACUUUGUUUCCCUCCGAUGCGCCUACAGACUGUAAGCUGCAGUUUGUGGUCUUCCGAACUGGAAGCUUUUUCCCUCUAACUGGGAAUUCAAGCAACGCUGCGGCACAUUCCAGAAGACGCAGCGUUAACACUCCUGUCGUCUACGUAGGCCUUGAUGGCUGCAGAAUGUGGAACCACUCGGAGCCUAUCUGGGUGUCAGUGCGCCACUUGUCCCCGGGGAGCGAUGCAGUGGCGGCCCAGUGGAGCCAGAAGACGCUGGACAAACAUGGAGGCUGGAGCCAAGAGGGAUGCCAGCUGGUGCACAGUGACAGCAGCACCUCCACCAUGCGUUGUUCUCAGCUUGGCAACUAUGCUGUGUUGCAUGAGGUGCCAAAUUUCCCCAACGCUAGACCUGUUUCUGUCAGUGUGCUCCACCCUGUGGUGUAUGCCUGUACUGCAAUACUCCUCCUUUGCCUCUUCACCAUCAUCAUCACUCACAUACUACACCACAGUUCCAUUCACAUUUCAAGAAAAAGCUGGCACACAUUACUGAACACCUGCUUUCACAUCGCCAUGACAACAGCCAUCUACGCUGGAGGCAUAAGUUUGACCAGCUACCCGAUUGUUUGUCAAGCUGUGGGCAUCGCCUUGCACUAUUCCUCGCUGUCGACUUUGCUGUGGAUCGGGGUCAGUGCCAGGGUCAUCUACAAAGAAGCUAUGUGGAGAAUGCCGCGGCAACAGGAAGGGGAUCCCUCUGUUCCGCCUACUCAGCGACCUAUGCUCAGGUUCUAUUUAAUAGCUGGUGGAGUCCCUCUUAUUAUUUGUGGGAUCACGGCAGCUGUCAAUGUCAGCAACUACGGAGACAACAGCCCUUACUGCUGGCUAGUGUGGCGCCCAAGCCUGGGGGCUUUCUUUGUCCCGGCGAGCCUGGUGGUGUUGGUGACCUGGAUCUACUUCCUGUGCACUGUGUUCUGCCUAAGGCGUCGGGCAACCAAAGAAUGCACCGGAACCACUUUGCCCUCUCCUGUGACUGAGAGUCAGCCCGCACUGGCAGGGAGCAUCAGCCUCCGCUCUACGGAUUCGGUUCUGGGUCCUAUAAACACUAAUGUGGCUCUGGAGGACCAGUACCCACUGAAAACACAGUUUUUAGUACUGGUGGCCACCCACUUCCUGUUUUUGACCCUGUGGUGCUGCGGGGCCAUGGCAGUGUGGCUGACCGGGCACAGCAGCUUGUUGUUUAGUUCACUGUACGGAAUGGUCGCCAUAGCCUUAGGGGUGUUCCUGGUGGUGCACCACUGCUUCCGACGUGCGGAUGUGCAAGCUUCCUGGCUGCCCUGCUGCCCGGGUCAUGGCCACUCCCAUCCUGUGUCUACCUACGCCCACACCUGCACCACAGGAACCGGAGUACAAACCUCUGAGCAGGGGUCGCAACUGCUCAUCAGCUGCCACCCACCUGGUGACUCGCACAACUCCUCGUCUGCCAGGUCGUCGUCCACACCCAGUGGUAUCAGCAGUGUCGGACCUGGGCCCUGCAAGCUCACUAACCUGCUGCAGGUGGCGCAAGACACGCCGAGCAACACUUCGUGGGCCGCUGCCGCGAACAAUACCGGCACCAGCACCGACAAUGUCACCAAGCCAACAAACAGUACUCUUCCCGGCACAAACUCUGCAGUACAUCCUCAGAGAAGGAAAGUAAAUAGUAGGACUAAGCAAGGCAGUAGCCAGCAUCACCAUCGAGGUGAAGGCAGAGGUCACUAUUGCCUCAAAGCUCUAAGGACGGCGGGAGGUGGGGGCAGCCUCGGAGCUCUGGGUCCUCCAGGCUUGGAGCACCUCAGCUCAUCACAUGCGGUUCAUAAACAAGCCACCAGUGAGAACGGGAGCAUCCAUCACAGCCUCCCAGAGAGCCGUGCAGGCCCGCUGACGAACGGAAAGCGGGUGGGUGAGCCCGUGGCCACCAGCCCUUCAGAAGGCAGCGACGGGGGGAGCAGUGGCAGCCGCAAACCCUACCCUCUUCUUCCCUCCGUGGCCAGCAGGGCAGCCAUGAAUGGAGCCCAGAGACGAUGCAUCAGCAGGGACAAUCUGAAACUGGCAGCCGCUGCAGAGCGGGAUGCCAAGCGCUGCUCCUACCCUUUGAACAGCGUCACCACGACUGUGCCGGGGGCAGCAGCCUCAAACGGUACCCUGAAAAACUCCAUUCUCCAGCUAGAAAUUGAAGUUAGCGGCACAGAUCAAUCCCAAAGUUCUGUCGGAGUGAAGAACAGUUUAUGGAAGAGCGAAACCACAGUGUAAAUUGUACAUAGACGUCAGUUGUGAAUGUGUUCUAUUUUACAGUCUUUUAAAGGGGUCAUAUAACGCAAAACCAACUUUUCUUGCCUAUUGGUAGGUAGGUUUUUAUUGUCAUUGCACAAGUACAACAAAACUUUUUUUCCAGCACUAACCCGUUCAAGAUCAGACAAACAAACUGUACAAGGUUACAGAACAGGAACGCUGAUGGGUCGCCCCUUAAAAGAUGGGAAAUAGGUCAGUGCUGGGGAAGGAUGAGUAAAAAAAUACAAUCUCGAUCUUAGGAGCCCAGUCUGGCGGGGGAAAAAAACUCCACAGCGAAGCACAUACACAUAUUACAACAUACAUCUCGAGAUAUCAAGGAACAGAGGGGAAGGAGUGGAGUCACGGUGGCAGGCUGCAGAUCUUCAGGCGCUGCCUCCUAAGGGAUGGACGGAUACCGGUACCGGUUUACUGUGUAUUUGGGGUCGCCACAUUUCUGUAAAAUUGUAAUCCAAACUAUGGAGGAGUGGUGGAGAUUGUAAUAAAACACGUUUACCUCUUUCCUAACAAGCCGUUUGGAAUUUGAGACCAUUGUGAAAAAUUUUGCCUGAGGUUACAUCAGCGGAUAUCUCCAUAUGUGGUGCGGAUAUUUUUUGUCUCUCCUCUCGUUGUGAGGCAGACUCGCUCGUACAUGCACAUGCAUGCUAAAAUCCUGCGUUGUUGCCAUUUAUAAUAAAAAAAAUAGCGUGUGGUUCUAACUUAUAAGUGUCCGUAGACUUGAGGGCUAAAAACUACAACUGAGAACUACUUUGGCAAGUAAAAAAGACUCUUACAAAACAGUGCAUUCUGAAGGGAGUCAGAAAGUGACUUGAAAAUGGUCUAAAACAGUGGUUCUCAAACUUAUUUCACCAAGUACCUCCACAGAAAAAACUUGGUUCUCCAACCACAUCCAUGAAGACAAACAUUAAAAUACAGUAUUGUAGGCAGAGGUUUUAUUUAACAAGUUUUGACCACUGUAACAUUACACACAAUUUAAACAGUAACACUGUGUUUGGAAAAUAAAACAAAAUUCUAUUGAUUUUUUUUUUUUAAAUAAAACACUGCAACAAUUUAAUUACUACAUUUAGGAGCCUGUGCCAUAAUUUGAGAAUCACUGAUCUAAAAAAACUUAUGCAACAUUUUUACCAAAGCACCACCAUCACUUUGUUAUGUAGAACAAAAGGAAGUGCUUUAAAUGUAGGGGGAAAAAACCCAUAAUAUGACCCCUUUAAAUGAGACAAUUAGGUCAGAUAUUUCCACCGCUUAUUAUAAUUUAUAAACAAUUAAAGAUUCCAGAAAGCCACACUGGUACUUUUGUUUCAGUGGUAGAGAACUUGAUGUGAAAUUGUAAAAAGAAAAUCAGUCAAAUAGGUUUUUAAAAAAGAUAGGUGUUUAUUUUAUUCAGAUGACAGUAUUUCAAAAGUAUGCAAAUAUUGAUUUGUGAUUUGAGAUGUUUAAUGAGAGAUUUUUUUUCUAUGCAUUUCGGAAGACUGUUCAUUUCUAUAGCACAGCGUUAUGCAAUUACUUUGAUAUGUUUGCUUUAAGUAUUUUUUGCAUGAGCGUUUUGUUUGUGUGUGUGUGUGUGUGUGUUUGCGUACGUGCGUGUGGAUUUUGGCUGUACAUAAUGUCAAUUAAAACAAAGUUAUGUGGGACCUUUGAAUACAGGAUGCAAAAUAUAUAUUCUGUUUGUAUGUAAUCCUUUCAGCACUGAAACACAGUUUCUUGUAUCAAAAGAAAUCAUUAAAAAAUAUAAUAAAA